Schistocerca nitens (vagrant locust) is the source of this 2330-nucleotide messenger RNA. It is a transcript of the gene PIG-Q, whose product is annotated as phosphatidylinositol N-acetylglucosaminyltransferase subunit Q. The transcript is spliced from 9 exons. Gene Ontology annotation, cellular component: endoplasmic reticulum; membrane. Gene Ontology annotation, biological process: GPI anchor biosynthetic process. The record is from RefSeq and is a predicted model, not a curated record. Bases 87 to 1649 code for a protein of 520 amino acids. NCBI's taxonomy places the organism in Eukaryota, Metazoa, Arthropoda, Insecta, Orthoptera, Acrididae.
CGCUGUGCGUUUGUUCGUAAUUGAUAAACAAAUAAGCUCCAUGCUUGACAGAUAAUAACAAAAACACAGAGGGUUUGUUUGAGACAAUGAGUGUUGUAGUCAUAUUUCUCCCCACAUUUUUGUAUGGAAGUGAUUCAGGACUACUUCAUGGUCUUUAUGUGCAGCAGAACACAGUAAAGGUUUUCUAUGUUACUCAUUUGACUAAAACUUGUCAUUCGGUGUCCAAGACGCCGAAACGGAAAAGAUGUAUUGGCUACUACGCAAGAACUAAUGAUAAUGAAUUUACGACACUUCCAAACGAAAAAGGAAAUUGGCUGAUGUUAAAUUUCCAAGAUCAUUCGGUUAUUCUGACAAAAUUAAUAAUAAGUGGGAACCCCGUCACAUUGAUGAAGGGGUGCCGUGUGAUAUGUGUGUUUUAUGAUUAUCAUAAAUUUUUUGCUUCAGAAAUCCUUUGUGAAGGGCUUGAGAGCCCUACUGGCUUCAGUUCGGAUUACUGCAGAUUUUUAGCGAAUUUCUUGAAGUUAGAUUCUGGAGCAAAUGCCCCUGAAAGCCCCAAGUGUUUGAAUUUUUUUGUCAGAGUAGCACAGAGAGCACGGCAAUAUUUGCUAGCUGUGGCCGCUUUUGUGACACCUGUCGUUAGACACACAUCAACAGGUUUACACUUGUGUGACAUCCUUAAUUCAGCUGCAUGGCUUUUUGGCCAUGUGGCGCAUUUCAAGAAACCGACACUUAAAAUGGGCAACUUCCUGUUGGCUCUCUUGAUAGAUGUCUUCUGUGGCCUUAUGUUAGUUCGUCUCAUUGUAGAACCGCUUACAGUGAACACUCCAUUUUCGAAAAUGCUUCUUGAUAUGGCUGAGGUCGUUGUCACUACACUCAGAGACUUGUUGCAUUGGCUGAUGGGUGUACCAGCCGGUUUGAAGCUGAACUAUGCAUUAAACAAUAUGCUAGGAAAAUUUUUCCUAUACCACAUAAAUCUUUGGUGGAUGUUUCUUGUUCUUUGUAAACCUUGUUUGGACUUGGCUGUUCAUAUGUUGACAUGGCUUGGAUGUUUAGGACUUACAUUCCAAAUAUGCCUACUGGCUGAUCUGCUAGAUCUUGUCAGUUUUCACGUAUACUGCAUAUAUGUUUAUGCUGCAAGGCUCUACAGUGUGCAACUGUCAGGUCUUGUUGCUUUGUGGCGGCUUUUCCUUGGCCGCAAGUGGAAUCCGUUGCGAGAGCGUGUUGAUUCCUGCAAAUAUUCGAAUGAUCAACUUUUUGUUGGAACUCUGGCAUUCACCAUUUUGCUCUUCCUUCUCCCAACAACGCUGAUGUACUAUGUUGUCUUCACAACGUUGCGUUUACUGGUGUUGAUAUUUAGAGGAGUCCUAGCUCAGUUCACUUGGUUACUGCGAGCAUUUCCAGCAUAUUCUACAAUUCUCUGGAUGACAAGAGCAACUACAGUCACAAGCUCCGUGCAGGUUUCAGUAUGUACAGAAAUAUCUGGAAAUGGUCCUCUCUAUCUUGCUGUUGAACCAGUAAUAGGUUCUUGGUGGUCAACAGUAGUUCGCGGUGUUCCUGAUUCGCUGCAACGUCCACCACCUGUGCAGUGGAGUCAGCUACUCAAACACUUAUGCACUGGAAGAUUGGUAUAUCCUGUUUAUAUUUUCUGAAACAGAUACUAUGUAUCUGUUAUUAAUGACUGUGAAAGUGAUGAUCCUGAUUACAAAGACAGUACCCAUCGUCUAAUUUUGGAGAGAAGAUAUGAGCUACACAGAACUGAGAUAAAAGGAACUACCGCCCACAUAUGCAGCUCUUUAGCAAGCAUCACAGACUAAGGCACCUGGAGGAGCAUCUUGGACACGACCUCUAUAAGUUAUUCAACCUGCUGAUGUCUGGUCGGAGCUGCUGGUGGUAGCAGUCAUUUGUGCAUGUGUGUUUGCUUGUGUGAAUGUGUGUGUGUUUUCUUUUGCUGAAGAAGGCUUUGACCAAAAGCUGCAAUGUGUAACAGUCUUUUAAUUGUGCCUAUCUGCAGCUCAGUGGAUCAUCUUUUUGAAAGGCAAUGAAGAGACUGACUGCCAGUGCAUUUUAAUAAUCCUUUCCAUCACCAUGGGCUGGCACAAAAGAAAUUGUACAGCUGGUGCCGACAGCUGAGGAAUAUGCUGAUUACUUCAUUACUUCUUGUGGCAUGCAAUCCUAUGAAGUUCAGAGUAUGAACUGCACAUGGAGAAAAAGCUGCCAUGGAUAAUGUCUCUAACUUUUUCUUGCGCACUUUUUAUUUGCCCUGCCAUAUUUGAUCCAUUAUCAAAUCACUGACUACAACAGGGCUGUAAAUCAAUUUCAUUUUUAUUAAA